AUGGAGAAGUUGGAUAUUGGAAGCUCAAUAAGCCAGAUCAAAAUCAUGGGCACAGUGCUGUCCAUCUCUGGGGCAUUACUCGUGACCCUUUACAAGGGCAGUUCCAUCAGCAGCUUUGAAAUUAAACCCUCUCCAUCACAAUCAUAUUCAUUGCCAUCUUUGUUGGCUGAAACCAGUAACUGGGUCAUUGGGGGUCUUUUUCUUGCCCUUGCCUCUCUGUCUCUUGCAGCCUGGAACAUUACUCAGGCAACAAUUCUUAAAGGAUAUUCAUCUCAGUUAACCAUAGUAGCCUUCUAUUGCCUAUUUGGAAGCAUCCAAAGUGGAAUACUUUCUCUCAUUCUAGUCAGAGAUUCAAAUGACUGGAAAAUAAGCCCUGACAUUCAGCUCAUCUCUAUAUUCUAUUCAGCUGUUGUGGGAAGUGUGGUGACGUUUUCUGUAAUGACUUGGUGCAUAAAAAGGAAAGGACCUGUGUUUGUUAGCAUGUUCAAGCCUGUGGGGAUUGCCAUUGCUGCCUUUUCCAGUGUUCUCUUCAUUGGUGAAACACUCCAUGUUGGCAGUGUGAUUGGCGCAGUGAUAAUCGCCAUUGGAUUUUAUACAGUAUUGUGGGCACAAUCAAAAGAGGAAAAGUUGAAAGGCAUCGCAGCUGAUAGUCAAUCAUCCCCAUCUGACCAAGCGAGUCCUCUACUCAACAUUUUAGCAUAA
Molecule: messenger RNA, 702 nt
Organism: Cajanus cajan (pigeon pea)
Lineage: Eukaryota; Viridiplantae; Streptophyta; Magnoliopsida; Fabales; Fabaceae
Product: WAT1-related protein At4g15540
Cellular component (GO): membrane
Molecular function (GO): transmembrane transporter activity
Source: RefSeq, a predicted model, not a curated record